Messenger RNA from Cuscuta epithymum, 1368 nucleotides. The record is from the annotation of a GenBank genome assembly. Lineage: Eukaryota; Viridiplantae; Streptophyta; Magnoliopsida; Solanales; Convolvulaceae.
CUCCAGGAAACAAUUAUCCUGAGUAGACAUGCUUAAAACGCGAACAUCUCCGAGGCACCUCAAAAAACCAUUGCCAACCAGUCGCCACUGUCCACCUCGCGCAAUAUUUGCUGUUUAAACUUUAAAAUCGCUCAAUCAUUCUGCAAUCUUCUUCUUCACGAGAAAUGGCAGCUCUGAAUCUCUCUCCUUUCUUCAAAACCCUAAACCCCCGAUUCUCGCCCUCCCAGAACCCUCCUAAAGCCCCAACAUUGCUUUCCCUUUCGAACACUCUUCUUCCCUCUACCCUCCAGUCACCCAUCCCCUGCACCCUCAAAUCUCAAACCCCAUCGAAAUUCCAUCCGCUGAGAGCCACCGGAAACAGGGACUACUCGGCUAGGAGAAACGACAAUGAAGAAAGAGAGAGUAUUAUGCUUCCUGGAUGUGACUACAACCACUGGCUUAUUGUGAUGGAGUUCCCCAAAGACCCUGCCCCUUCCCGAGAGCAGAUGAUUGAUAGUUACCUCAAUACCCUUGCCACUGUUCUUGGAAGUAUGGAAGAAGCAAAGAAGAACAUGUAUGCCUUCAGCACAACUACUUAUACAGGAUUCCAAUGCACUGUGUCUGAAGAAACAUCAGAGAAGUUCAAGGGAUUGCCUGGAGUGUUGUGGGUUUUACCUGAUUCUUACAUAGAUGUCAAAAACAAGGACUAUGGAGGGGAUAAGUACGUCAAUGGAGAGAUAAUUCCUUGCCAGUACCCUACAUACCAAUCAAAGCAGUCCAAUCGCUCAAAGAACAAGAGUAAAGCAUAUGUGAGAAGAAGAGACGGCCCUCCUCCAAGGCAGACACAGGAAGCCACUUCCCCUGACUCUUCCUCGUAGAAACGUGGUUGAGUGGUCUCUCAUUCUCUAGUGUCUAGUUUGGUCAGAGUUAAUGAAAUAAAAUUUAAUCAAUUUUUUAAUUUAAGUUUACAUUACAUGUGAAUUUGAUUAUAUUUCAUUACGUCUUUUUACCAAACUUGACCUAAAUGUAUAAUAUUUUGACAUUUCUGUUUCACUUUAAGAAAACUUUCUUUCGGUGUUAUUAAAUCCAAUAAAUCCUAAAAAAUCCGUUAUAUUCAUCAAACCCUACUUUCUUUGCAGGUUUAUUUAGAUAAGAGGUGCAUGGAUUAAUGUAUUAUUUAGAAAAUGUCAAGUAGGUUAGUUGUUUACAAAGAUGUAUUAGUGGUUGGAAUUCUAAUGUAUUAAUGUUAUCCAAUCUUCUAUGAACACCAGCUUGCUACUUUCACAGUGAAAUUGGAAAGUAAAAUGCUGUUUGUGUGUCCAAGUGAGAGAGUCCUUUUAUUGAUUAAGAAACACUAUGAUAGCUAUUAACAUGAACAGAGAUUAUCAA